Messenger RNA from Chondrus crispus (carragheen), 552 nucleotides. RefSeq lists its product as hypothetical. The record is from RefSeq and is a predicted model, not a curated record. The transcript has a single exon. Lineage: Eukaryota; Rhodophyta; Florideophyceae; Gigartinales; Gigartinaceae. The coding region runs from base 1 to 552 and encodes 183 amino acids.
AUGAUUCAUGAGAGAAGUUCUGCAAGAGACUUGUCAGCUUUCGUUGCCCCAUGUGUAUUCGGCCUUCGGCAGGGCUUCAAAGCACCUGCUCCCCGGACAGCUGAGAGCCAAAGAGGGACAAGAGCGCACCUUUCUAUGCGGGGCACGGACCGGAGAGCUAGUGUGAAACCGGAAUGGAAAUGUAUGAAGGGUUGCGGUGCAUGUUGCAAACUAGGAGAUUUCGAUGAAGAGGUCAUCAGCGACAUGUUGCAAAAAGAGGAAGAUGUCGUGGAGUACCUUGGCAUGAUUGGAGAAGAUGGCUGGUGCAAAUGGCUUGAUACAUCUACCCGACAGUGCACAAAGUACGACGAAAGGCCACGGUUUUGUAGAGCAACUCCCGAAGUGUUCGAAGAGUUGUAUCACGUUGACAAAGCAGACUUUCAGACAUUUGCUAUUUCUUGUUGCCACAUCCACAUCUCAAAUGUGUUCGGGGAAGCCAGCCAGGAGGCAAUGCGAUACGAAAACCUUACGAAGGUUCCUUUCGGGCAAACCCAGCAAUGUGAGGACGAAUAG